Messenger RNA from Helianthus annuus (common sunflower), 858 nucleotides. Its product is annotated as probable nicotianamine synthase 4. Gene Ontology annotation, biological process: nicotianamine biosynthetic process. Lineage: Eukaryota; Viridiplantae; Streptophyta; Magnoliopsida; Asterales; Asteraceae. Bases 1 to 858 code for a protein of 285 amino acids. The transcript is spliced from 2 exons. Gene Ontology annotation, molecular function: nicotianamine synthase activity. The record is from RefSeq and is a predicted model, not a curated record.
AUGGAACUCCAACAAGAAAAUAUAACUUUAGUGAAGAAAGUAUGUGAGAUCUAUGAAAAACUUUCGAAGUUUGAAACACUCAAACACUGUAACGAAAUUGACAACCUCUACAAUGAACUUGUCGACACAUGUCUCCUACACUCUUCUAUCAACAUAGCCGCUCUACCCGAAAAUAUUCAAGAACUUAGGUCUAAGCUCAUUAGACUAUGUGGUGAGGUUGAGACCCAACUUGAAGUUCACUUCUCCAUGAUUUUAGGCUCUUUAAAAAAUCCCCUUCACCACCUAAACAUAUUUCCUAACCACUCCAAUCACCUCAAGCUUACUCGUGUUGAGUACAACCUUCUCAAUCAACACUAUUCUACCACAACACAAGCCCCCAAGCAGUUGGCAUUUGUGGGAUCUGGCCCCUUACCCCUCACAUCAAUCCUCUUGGCCUCUUACCAUCUCAAGGAAACAACUUUUCACAACUACGACAUUGACUUGUCGGCAAACUCAAUGGCCUCUCCCCUCGUUGCAUCUGAUGAUGACUUGUCCAAAAGAAUGUUCUUCCACACUACCGACAUAGUGGAUGUGACUGAUGAGUUGAAAGAUUAUGAUGUUAUUUUCUUGGUUGCGCUAGUGGGGAUGGAUGUUGAUGAAAAAGUUAAGGUUAUACAACGUUUGGCCAAGUUCAUGGCCCCUGGCGCCAUCGUCAUGCUAAGGAGCGCCCAUGGUACUCGUGCAUUUCUCUACCCAGUGGUCGACCCUUAUGUUCUUCAGGGGUUGGAUAUUCUUACGAUUUUCCAUCCAGAUGAUCAUGGGCGAAAUGAUGAUGUCAUAAAUUCUGUUGUGAUCUCACGUAAGUAUUUGAAGCCAUGA